Molecule: messenger RNA, 5043 nt
Organism: Canariomyces notabilis
Lineage: Eukaryota; Fungi; Ascomycota; Sordariomycetes; Sordariales; Chaetomiaceae
Exons: 2
Coding region: 290-4795 (1501 amino acids)
Biological process (GO): phosphorylation; phosphorelay signal transduction system
Molecular function (GO): phosphorelay sensor kinase activity
Source: RefSeq, a predicted model, not a curated record
ACAGAGUACAACCCAACAAUUCGAAUGCUCCUUUUACAACUCGCACGGCAACCCCCGGGCACCUAACUUUUUUCACGACUUGCCGGCUUGUCGGCCAAACGUCACCUCGACCGUGCUUUCCUCCGCACUCACCUCUCGCUGGCCCCGGUCAAAGCAGCAGGAAUCAUAGGAAGAAGAAUGCCUUGCGUGCCACAGAUCCGUCCCUCCGGCCGUUUAUUCGCGUGUCACCUCGCUUCCACCGGAAGCUGAUUGUUAAAAAGAAACACAAAAGAAGGGAUUAGGGGACAAAAUGCAUCCUUCGAUUGUCGACACGAGCAUAAUCGAUCUGCUCGAGGCCGAUCCGCGACCUUCCUUCAUUGUUGCCCUGGCACCACAUCCCCCGACUGUAGUCUACACGAACCGGGCCUUCGCGGGGUAUCCAGAACUCCUAGAACUUAUCACGACCAGGAGGGACGAUUCCCAGCACCUCUGGGAAUGGAUCACUGGUUUUCCCUCGUCGUCGGCCCCUCAGGAGCCGGCCACGACCGGUAGCGUUACUUGCUCGUCCUUCUCAUAUUCGAAUGUCUAUUGGACCCGGUCGGUUGUUCACGAGCAGAUGGUGGUUGUGGGCGCAAACGAGCAGAGGAGCUCGUCAGAAAUGCCGGCUAGGCUGCCGCCCGACGCCGAGGCCCGUCGGAGCAGCAGUGUUCCCUCGCCGAGACGCAUACUCCCCAUUGAUGGUGACGUGGCAGGCCUCGCUUCCGGGCCCUCGAGCCCCUGCCCGCCCUCACCCGUAUCCGACCGCCGCGCAAAGUCCAGCCCAGCAGUCCCAGCAGUCCCGGUAGUCACCUUGGCGACAAAUCACAGGGAGAGGCCCCCCUCUCGGACAGAAGCCGUCCAGUCUCUAGAACCCAUCGGCCGGUCCGUGUCCGAUCCCGGGUGGAUACUCCCAGAUACCAAGCCGGAGCUACGUCCCUUCUUGGAUGUAAUCAACAGCGUCGACUGGGAGGCAACACCGCUGGGUGCUAUGCGGACCUGGCCGCGAAAGCUGAAGGAGACCAUCAAUCAGAUUUUGGUCGACAGUCGUCCAAUUGCCGUCUAUUGGGGCCCUUCCUACACCACCGUCUACAAUGAAGCAUUCAGCCAGCUUUGCGGCGCCAAACAUCCAGCAAUGCUCGGCAUGCCUGUCGAAGAAGCCUGGAGUGAAGCGGGACAGCGUCUGAAGGACAUGAUGAGCAGCAUCUCCCCGCACCAAAGGGGUGGCGUCGAGGAUGAAUGGCGGUUUUUCGUCGAGAGAGAGCCAGAAGUCGAGGGCGGUCCGCCUUGGCUAGAGGAGACGUAUCUGAAAUGGUCCAUCAUACCCAUUGUCGAAAACAACCAGUGUCUUGGGUUUGUACAUCCUGUCGCCGAGACGACAAGUUUGCGGCUUUGGGAGCGCAGGAUGAAAAUGCUCAUUGAGCUUGGCGAGGUGCUGGUCACGGCAAGGGAUGUCAAAAGCUACUGGGAGAAAGCCAUUCAGCAGCUGGGCGCCGUCGAACCACGCUAUGAUAUCCCCUUGGCAAUUCUAUACACUGUUGAGGAAGACCCAGACGCCAUACCCGCCACGCCCCCAGUGUCUGGCAAUUAUGCCAAGAUUUGCCGUCUAGCCGGGGUGCUGGGCGUUCCCGAAAAGCAUCCCAUUGCGCCGGAUUCGCUUAACUUGCGGACCGGUAACGAGCCCCUAGCGCACUUAUUCAGGGAGGCGAUGGCAACCAAGUAUCCUCUGUUGCUGCAGACGAGCGACGGGACCCUACCACAGACGCUCCUCGAAGGACUGCAGUGGAGAGGGUUUGAAGGGGACCCUUGCCGAGCUGUUUUGAUCUGCCCGAUACGACCGACCAGGGAGGAGAACGUAAUGGGGCUGCUCGUUCUUGGCCUCAAUCCCAGACGCCCGUAUGACAACGACUACCGGCAGUACAUCUCUCUGCUGAACCAGAAGAUGGCGACGUCUUUAGCGUCGAUCGUGCUGCUCGAGGAGGAGGCUCGAAGAGGUAGGAAUGCCGCCGAGCAAGCUGCGUACGACCAGGCCAUGCUCCAGGAGAAGUUGGCGGUGCAAACCAAGGAGGCAAACGAGUCGAUCCAAAUGUUUGAAGCCGUGGCCGAGUUCGUGCCGGUCGGUAUGUGCUUCGGUGACCCGGAGGGCAACCUCACAUACGCCAAUGAUGCCUGGCACAAGAUCACGGGCUAUCCGGGAACCGGGACGAUUACGAAUCAGAGUUUUCUGUCGUGCGUCAAGGAGGAGGAUCGGCCGCUCAUUAUCGCCGAGUACGAGAAGCUCAAGACGGCGCGUAAUGUUCAGUUUGAGUUCCGUGUCAAGCGACAGACCAACUUGGAGAAUCCCUCGGCUCCGUCUCACACCUCACCGAGUUUUGAAAAGGCCGGACUAGACCUGCUCUCAGUUGGGGAUUUGCAAGAACGUCAUGUGCUGGCAACUGCCAGGGCCGAGUGCGCCGCGGACGGGAGUGUAAUUCGCGUCUUGACGUGUCUGACGGACGUAACGGCGCACAAACGGGCGGCCGAAGAGGCGGUGCGGCGCGCCCAGCAGGCCGAAAACCUCAAACGCAUGGCCGAAUACGCCACGGUCGGGCUGUACGAUAUGGACCUUGACGGGCGACUGCUCGGGGCCAACACCGUCUUCUUUGAGAUGUGCGGGCUGCGAAAAGUCGAUCCUGCUGAAGUGGAAAUCAGGCCGUGGCAGAUGUGUGUCCGCGAGGACGACUUGUCGCUGCUUACCGACAAGCUUGAGAAGAUGGUGCUUGAGGACAAGGUGCAGACCGUCGAGGUCAGGCUCAACACGACGUGGGUGGCUGAUGACGGUUCAGGGCACACGGUCGUUCUGCCACGCUGGGUUCAGGCAACCUUGAUGCCCGUCCGAACGACGGAGGGCGUCAUACAGAGCUUCACGGGCUCUUUUAGCGACGUGUCGCUGCAGAAGUGGCAAUUGGACUGGGAGAAGGAACGCAAGGAAGAGGCCAUUGAGUCCAAACGGCAGCACGAAAACUUUAUCGACAUGACGUCUCACGAGAUGCGCAAUCCGCUAAGCGCCAUCAUUCAUUGCGCAGAUGCCAUCACUGCCACGCUUACGCGAGUCCAGGAGCUCCUCGGGCACGGCAUCUACGGCGCUGGAACCGGCGUUUCUGGCAAGGCGCUGGGGGGCGGCGUAUCCUCGGUGACUAACCUGGCUGACGACUGGCGCACCGAAGUGCGUGACCUUAUCGAGAGCAGCAUUGACAAUGCCGAGACCAUUGUCAGUUGCGCACAGCACCAGAAGCGCAUCGUCGACGAUAUCCUGACCAUGUCCAAACUGGACUCUAAUCUGCUUUCCAUCACGCACAUUACGGUUGAUCCUAUCCGAAUUGUUCAGGAAGCCCUCAAGAUGUUUGAGGUGGAAGCUCGGCGAGUAGACAUCAACUUGAGCAUGGUGGUCGACGCGUCUUAUCGCGCCCUCAACAUCAGAUAUCUUGAUUUUGAUCCGUCGCGGCUGAAGCAGGUCCUCAUCAACCUGCUCACCAACGCGCUCAAAUUCACCAACACCGGCCCGACACGAAACGUCUCGGUAGGCAUUAGUGCGAGCCUCACGCGCCCAACCGAGGCCACGAGCAAAGUGCAGUUCAUCCCGCGAUCAACGGAAGCCUAUGACGCGGGACACGACCAGCCGGCUCCCCAGAACCGUCAGCACCCGGUCUUUUUGAUGUUCGAGGUCAAGGACACUGGCCAAGGCCUGACAGAAGAGGAAAUGAAGAGUCUCUUUCAGCGGUUUGUGCAGGCCACGAGCCGCACGCACAUCAAAUACGGCGGCUCCGGGUUGGGCCUCUUCAUUAGCCGCCGCCUGACGGAACUGCAGAACGGCGCCAUUGGAGUGGCCAGUCAGCCGGGUGUUGGCAGCACUUUUGCCUUUUACAUCGAGGCUUACCCGCCGAGCGAGGCAGCUUUCCGCAGUGCCGAGGCCGGUGAGGUGGCCAGCGGGCCCCUGUCUGCUCUGCGGGUCACGCCGCCGGGCUCAAGCGGAGGUCGGGUGCCCGCUGAGCGUACCGUUAGUAGCAGCACGCUGAGCGAGGCUGCCAGCGUCACGAGCAGCAGCUCGGCACUUGUCUCCCCUGUUACAAACAAGGGCGAGACGCCCAUGAGCAGCGAGAUAAGCGUGUCUCCACUAGCGUCGUCGGCAUCCAAGAUCAAUGGCGUGCUGGUUGUCGAGGAUAACCUCAUCAACCAACAGAUCACAAGACGGGGGUUGAUCAAUAUGGGUUUCACCGUUGAUGUGGCAAAUCAUGGCGUUGAGUGUCUGGAAAAGCUACGGCUGACAGAUCGAUUUGUCCCAUCUACCAAGGAGCGGACCGGGGAGGCCGAGGAAGUGUGUUCCAAGGACGCCACCUCUGCCUGUUCAGAUAAUCGAACCCACGAUGCGGACAUGGCGUCCCCAGGAACGGUGCAAGCGCAGAAGUCACAGCAGGCCUCUCCCUUCCCGCUAUCAAUGAUCCUAAUGGACAUUGAGAUGCCGGUCCAAGACGGCUUGACGUGCACGCGUCACAUCCGGGAGCUGGAGAGGGCGGGCAAGAUCACGGGUGGGAGGAUCCCGAUUAUCGCGGUUAGUGCCAACGCGAGGAUGGAGCAGAUCUUGGAGGCCAAAGAGGCGGGCUGUGACGACGUCCUGGUGAAGCCUUACCGGAUGCCCGAGUUGCUGGAGCGGAUGAGGACGGUCAUGGAGCGUGUGGCUAGCGGAGGGAGCGAGCAUGAGCAUGAGCAUGAGCAUGCGAGUGCGGAUGGAGGGAAUAUGUAGUGUAAGCGAGGCGUUGUGUUUCGUUCGGUCAAGGGCUGUGCGGAUAGAUAGGUUCGGAUACCCCCACCUCCCCUUCUCUCCCCUUUUCUUGUGGAUGUCGUUGUACGGAUAGUACUCUUGAGCUUGAUGGGGCUGGUGGCUGGAUUCUUCCCCGGAUGGUUGGAUGCGUGCAUAGCAUAGCAUGGCAUGGCAUGGCAUGGCAUAGCGGUGUAGACAUAUGAAUAACUGAAGACUUAUGAUGUUGGUCG